This is a messenger RNA of Gossypium raimondii (Peruvian cotton), 1328 nucleotides long. Its product is annotated as pirin-like protein. The record is from RefSeq and is a predicted model, not a curated record. The coding region runs from base 100 to 972 and encodes 290 amino acids. NCBI's taxonomy places the organism in Eukaryota, Viridiplantae, Streptophyta, Magnoliopsida, Malvales, Malvaceae. The transcript is spliced from 7 exons.
UCAUUCAAACACAUAAACAGAGAGAUUGAUUGCUUACACAGCAACUCAUUCAUUGCAGACAUCCGCAGAAUCAUUGUUUAGAAAAUAAAAAGAACAAUCAUGUCUGAAACCUCUUUCGCUCGACCAAGAUUGGUCACUAAGAAGUUUCUUCCCAAGCAUCAACGCGAGGGUGACGGUGCUGUUGUCCGCAGAUGCAUUGGAAGGAGUGAAUUGAAGACUUUGGAUCCUUUCCUCAUGAUGGAUGAUUUUACAGUGUCUCCUCCGGCUGGAUUUCCUGAUCAUCCUCACAGAGGGUUUGAAACAGUUACAUACAUGUUACAGGGAGGUAUCACUCAUCAAGAUUUUGCAGGGCAUAAAGGUACAAUUCAUACCGGUGAUGUGCAGUGGAUGACAGCAGGAAGAGGAAUAAUCCACUCUGAAAUGCCUGCUGGAGAGGGUGUUCACAAGGGUUUGCAGCUUUGGAUCAAUCUCUCAUCCCAAGACAAAAUGAUUGAACCAAGGUAUCAGGAGCUAUUAAGUAAGGACAUUCCAAGUGCAGAAGAAGAAGGUGUAGAAGUACGAGUGAUCGCCGGGGAAUCGAUGGGAGUCCAAUCUCCUGUCUACACCCGAACCCCGGCGAUGUACUUGGAUUUCAGUUUAAGGCCAAGUACACAAGUUCACCAGCACAUCCCAGAAUCAUGGAAUGCAUUUGCAUACGUAAUUGAAGGUGAAGGAGUGUUUGGGUACCAAAACAAUUCACCCAUACCACCUAACCAUAUGGCAGUUUUGGGUCCAGGGAAUGGUCUAAGUGUGUGGAACAGAUCAUCAAAGCCAUUGAGAUUUGUGCUCAUUGCAGGUCAACCGUUGAAUGAACCAGUGGUUCAGUAUGGUCCUUUUGUGAUGAACACACAAGCUGAGAUUGAUCAAACCAUUGAAGACUAUCACUACAGCAAAAAUGGGUUUGAAAUGGCUAAGCACUGGAGAUCACAUUGAGUGAUGAUACGAUUUGAAAAGCCCUUUACCAACAAUGACAGCAUCCCCAAGGAAUAAAAAAAGGGCACCCCAUAUAUAUAUAUAUGUCAUUCACUAUCUCCAUGAUAGAGAGAGGUGAGAUAGGAGAGCUGAAAAGGAAAGAUUUCCUAUUCAUUGGAGCAAAAAAAAAAAAAGCUUCUAGAAGGUUCAAAGUGCAAGCUGGAGAAGUGUGUGCAUAUAUAGUUCAUCACUAAAAGUCAUCAUGAUGAUUUUAUGGGGUCAUCUUAUCUUUAGUUUAAUUAUAUUUUUCAACUAGAUUUUUAUUAUCUUUUCCAUUUUGUAUUUUUUAAAAAUAUAUAUUAUGUUUUUUUUUAAAA